This is a messenger RNA of Oikopleura dioica, 2565 nucleotides long. The record is from the annotation of a GenBank genome assembly. Lineage: Eukaryota; Metazoa; Chordata; Appendicularia; Copelata; Oikopleuridae.
AUGAUUUAUUUGAUUGUUGCAUUUUUGAUACAGUCGUUCUUUGCAGCCGAUAUUACAUGGAUUGGGACAGAUCCUUUGUCGAUUAGCCUCAGUGACUAUUCCUUUUUCGGGCUAAAUGGUGAUCCAAUUUAUGAGUUUGACGGAAGCUCCGUUUCUAAGCUCAGUGACGGUACUUCAGACACCACUGCUAUCAAUGUUAAAUUUCAAUCGGAGUCUUUUAUCAAGUGUGGAAGCAAAAUGUGUCCAGCGAUUGUUCUACUCGGUGAAAACAAGGGAAUUUCAUUGAAAUUGACAAAUGCGACACUGGAAAAAGACGUCUUCGCAUUAGAGCCCGGAAGCUGGCCAGAUGCAGGCUUCGACGACGUCAAGAAGAUUCUGACGUAUCCAAGAAAAGUUCGCGAAGAGUUUGAACACUACAAUUUUCUCUCAAUCUUGACCUCGGAAAAUGGCAUUGAUUACUCAGUUUACACAGCAAAAAUCAUGGAGGAGAAUGAUGCUCUCUCGAUGCAGGGUUUGAUGAACUAUGCGGUCAAUACGACGUUUACUUCGACAACCUACAAAGAUGCAGGCCUGAGCAUGGUUAGAGCAGCAGUUUGCGUUCAUUAUUCGACCAAUUCUGGCUCAAACACAGUCUUGUUCAACUCAUCUUUUCCAGAACCUGGUGAUGCGAUAUCCGAAAUCACUUUGACGGGCGCAACAGAUUUGAAGAUCCAGUUGUCAGAAGCAUCGACUGGAGGAAUGUUCCUCUGGAACGUCAACAGCUUAUUUUACUCAUCCUUUGAGGGAUAUCUUCCGAUGCGAUUGAAAUUCUCUGGAAGCAAUUUCCCACCGAGUGGAGAAACUAUACUUUCAUUUGUUAGCGGCGAGUUGGGGGAUUUCAUGGUGAUAACAGACACUGGAAAUCCUGCGCCAAAUAAUCGAAAGAUUUACUACGGCAAAGAGGGGUAUUUCCGAGUUAAUAUCGAAGAAAUCCCUUCUUUUGGAGGUUCCAAUACGGACACUACGAAGUUUGCUUUACAGUCGAUGAGCAAAAUCAUCAAACUCCCAUCUGACGAAGCUUCUUUCCACUCUGCCUCUGAUAUCUACGAGCUCAGUACUCUCACAACGACCCAAUCCGCCUCCAAACCAUGCGUGAUUCAAAAGAACUCAUUGGAAAACAGCACUCUCAUCCUUGAUUCCAAAGAGAGCGUCAAGCCCGUUGCGACUCUUCGCGGAACAAGUCCGGUAGCAGUUGUGGUCACGACUUCAGUGCCGAAUGAAAUGGUUCUUUCUUACGAAACUGAUGAUUCUCGUGAUCAGAACGAGAUUUAUACGAAGAAAAUUAGUACUUUGGUAAAUCCGAAAGAAACUUCAAGAGAUGAACCCGGUACACGAAUCGUUCCCUUCGUCUCCUGGUACAUAACAGACACAGUAAUGAGUUGCACAGAGCCUUCCUUUUCCGUCUCCUUGCUUCACUACGGAACUUGCCCGACUGAGACUCGAUUAAUUGAGCCCGAUGACAAUGUCGCAGCCGGAAAAUGGGUCUAUGAAGGAUUACACUCCAUGACUCACUUUUUUCUUUCAAAUAUAUUUCAAUUUCACGUCGAUGAAAAUGGAAAGCUGACGAAAAGUAGCGAGACGAAGACAUAUUUGGAAUCACAAGUUGGUUUUACGAAUUCUGAGCACAAAAGAGGCAGUGGAAAGUGUACCAAAGUCAACUGUCCUUUCCAGCGAUAUUAUUACAUGCCUAGUUUUAUGAUCGAAGCAAACGUUGGAAAACCAUUCUUUCCAGAAUUCAAAAUUGUCGACGAAAACAAGCAGGAAUACGACUUUGGUUACAAAGAGCACACACUUGUUGUUCUUGGCGAAAUAACCGGAGGUUCUGGCUUCAUGGGCACCAAUGAAGAAAGAAAGACGUUUAACUUGGUCAAGAAUACGAUGGAGCUGAUGAAUUCUCAGUCCAGAUCGUAUGCGCCGCUGGCGAAAGGGAUCUUAGAAAUGAACGAUAUCAAUUCCAAUACUUCUGUCUAUCAAUACACUUUCAAUGGCCAAAUGGCCGGCUGCACCGGUGCUCACCAAUCAUACAUCGGCCAGCUAGAUAAGAUCCUCCUCGCUCUCGGAAAGUCACGUGAUUCCGUCUUCUCCGAAAACGAUUUCGACUUCAGAGAUGUCUGGAAUCGACAAAAUUUCGUCUCUUGUCGCGACAAUCCAAAUGCUACAAUUCCGGACGAGACAUUUUCCGAACUAAAUUCAAGGCUCAAAGUUCCAGUUGAAACAUUGGUUCAAAAUCGAGAGAGCAUCAACAAGCGAAUAAGAGAUUCUGUGAUUGAAGGGCUCUUGGAUGAAAAUGGAGAGUACGAAGAAUCUGUCCUGGACAAUUUGCUUGAGAUCCCAGAAAACGCAGAAAAUUUCACUGGCUAUGCGCCCCUACUGUGCUCAUCAGAAGGAAUCACUGAUGGUGGUUGUACCAAUCAGUUCAUCUUCACCAAGCCUGGUCGAUACGUCAUGAGCGCAAUCCUCCUCGACCAAAAUGCCAGUGGAUGCGAUCUUCGGGUCUCAUUCAUCGUCAAAGUUAAUGGUAAAUAA